AUGAUAGUUACAGGAAAUGAAGAGGAGGAAAUCUCUAGUUUGCAGAAGCAUCUGGCAACCGAGUUUGAAAUGAAGAACCUUGGGGGAUUAAAAUACUUUCUGGGUACGCCAAUAGUUCAAAAUCAUGGAUUGGGAGAACACUUGAACCAAACACCCACGAAUAGAGAAAGGUACCAACGGCUUGUGGGAAAACUAAUCUACUUGUCCCAUAUACGACUGGAUAUUGCCUAUGCUACAAGUUUAAUGAGUCAAUUCAUGCAUAAUCCUAAUGACGAUCACAUGAAUGCCUUGCUUCAGAUUUUACGGCACUUGAAGUUUUCCCUAGGAAAAGGACUCAUGUUUAGGAAAUAUAAUCAUUUAAACAUUGAUGGUUAUAUGGAUGCUGACUGGGCUGGGAGUAUUAUUGACAGAAAGUCUACAUCAGGAUAUUUCACUUUCGUGGGUGGCAAUCUAGUUACUUAG
This is a messenger RNA of Cornus florida, 462 nucleotides long. RefSeq lists its product as uncharacterized. Bases 1 to 462 code for a protein of 153 amino acids. The record is from RefSeq and is a predicted model, not a curated record. NCBI's taxonomy places the organism in Eukaryota, Viridiplantae, Streptophyta, Magnoliopsida, Cornales, Cornaceae. The transcript has 2 exons.